Oncorhynchus keta (chum salmon) is the source of this 903-nucleotide messenger RNA. It is a transcript of the gene tufm, whose product is annotated as Tu translation elongation factor, mitochondrial. The coding region runs from base 56 to 895 and encodes 279 amino acids. Gene Ontology annotation, molecular function: GTPase activity; translation elongation factor activity; GTP binding. Gene Ontology annotation, cellular component: mitochondrion. The transcript is spliced from 6 exons. Lineage: Eukaryota; Metazoa; Chordata; Actinopteri; Salmoniformes; Salmonidae. The record is from RefSeq and is a predicted model, not a curated record. Gene Ontology annotation, biological process: mitochondrial translational elongation.
UGUAGUCCGCCAUAUAACCCACAGACGAAGAAGAAAAAGAAACGGUCACCAUGUAAUGACGUCACUUUCAUCCGCUUGUCAGUCCAAGAUGGCGGCGCUCGUUGGGCUUCGUGCAUGUUUCUCUGCCCUUCAGCUUUCCUCACCGGGUCUUCUGCACAGCUCCUAUAAACUGUGUGCAGUGCCAUUUACUCGGCGGAACUUUGCAGCAGAGGCCAAGGCCAAGAAAACAUACGCAAGAGACAAGCCCCAUGUGAACAUUGGUACGAUUGGCCAUGUUGACCAUGGCAAGACAACUCUAACGGCUGCCAUCACCAAAGUGCUGGCUGAGGCUGGAGGCGCCCGCUAUAAGAAGUAUGAGGACAUUGACAAUGCCCCUGAGGAGAAGGCCAGGGGCAUCACCAUCAAUGCAUCCCAUGUAGAGUACACCACAGCCAACAGACACUAUGCACACACAGACUGCCCGGGCCAUGCUGACUACGUCAAGAACAUGAUCACAGGCACGGCUCAGCUGGACGGCUGCAUCCUGGUGGUGGCGGCCACGGACGGACAGAUGCCCCAGACCAGGGAGCACCUCCUGCUGGCCCGGCAGAUCGGCGUGGAGCACGUGGUGGUGUUUGUGAACAAGGCGGAUGCGGUGGAGGACAAGGAGAUGCUGGAGCUGGUUGAGCUGGAGAUCAGAGAGCUGCUCACAGAGUUUGGCUACGACGGUGAGAACACGCCCGUCGUCAUCGGCUCGGCCCUCUGUGCCCUGGAGAACAAACAGCCUGACCUGGGGGUGAACGCAGUGCUGAAGCUCCUAGCAGUAGUGGAUGAAUACGUCCCUCUGCCCAAGAGAGAGCUGGAGAAACCCUUCCUGCUGCCCAUUGAGGGAGUCUACUCCAUCCCAGGUGACUGACAACUAGC